AGUGGUCUAACCCUCCCCCACCUUUUCUCCUGUCCUUUGCUAUCCACCCCCCAACUCCUCCUACUCACUAUUUCAAACAGCUGAUUUCCAAGAAAGAAAGGGAUCAUUCGGAAGACAUGGUUAGCAGAUGAUAUAGAGAAGAGCGAUGAAAUAUAUCACACAGUAGCUGGUUUAAUCUCUCUUGGCACUUUUCAUUUUUAUCAUUAGGUAUGAUAGGGCUAGCUUGUUAGCAACUUAGCUAGCUGGCAACCCCGGCUAACGUUAUUUAGCUAACGUUAGUGAUGUAAAACUGACUUUCGUUGUGUAAAAUCAAAAGAGAACUUCCUCGCGCUGCGAAUUACGCUAGUUGGUUUUUCAUUUCGUUUCGUCUACUGAAAGUGUUUUUGGUCAAAGCAAAUAUAUAGGUCACGACAGUCUGCUAGCUAAAUACCCGGCUGUCUAUAUGGGCCAUGGAACAGCUGGUUAGCAUUCGGGCUAAUGCCAGCUAGCUAACGUUCUUCGAAUCUGAAUUUCAUUGACCGACAUCUCGAGUUGGAAGAACCGGGCGUUUGCUACCUUUUAUUUGGCUACCUCUGCAACUGGUUAGCUAUAUAAUAAGCUAGUGUAAUUACUCCGCUAACUAUAUGCAAACACAGGUGUGUGUACUUUUCGGUUUAGCUAGCUCGUUAGUUAACAACCAGACAAAGGUAGCUAUCUGAGCCCGGGCAAUAAACUCAUGUAGCGCGAGCUGGUAGCCAGGUAAUGUAACAUAGCAUUGUUAGAUAAGGGGAGACUUCUUACACAUCGUAAAAUUAGGCCACAAAACAGAAAGCACAAAUGUAUUAACAGUGGUAGGCAUUGCUUUCCCCAGCCAGACUGAUUGAUUAUGUGAUCUCUGGUCAAUUAGAUAGCGUUUGUGUCGAUAUAGCUCAGGAAUUUCUGGAGCCGACAGUGUUUUCGAUCACAUUGCUGACGUUAUAUUUGUAGUUUUCUGUCGUGACCUAACGUUACUAAAGCCAAUAAGUCACUAAAGCCAAUAAUGGUGAUUCCACGACAAUAGUCUAAUAGCAAGCUAAAUAACACUGCUCCUGUUAAUAUAUAGCUAACAAGAUAGCUGCUAACCAUAUAAGACAUGGUUUACAUUCUCUGUUGCAUGUUCUACAAGCAAGGAACAGAGUCACAAUCAUGCCUGCAUAGAAUACUGAAGUCAAGCUCUCGGAUCAUGUAUAUGUAAUGCAUGCAACGCUCAAAGCGAGUACAUUAUUAGACAUAGCUCCAAAACGAACCCUUCUGAUAGGGGUUUGAAAUAGAAUGGCAUUCCAUGGUACAGGCCUGCAGCAGACAGUAUGUGGUAACCUGUUCCCCGGAUCUGAGUUGGGGCAUAACAAGUAUUUUUGCGUCAACACCUCAACUGGAMCCACUUCCACGGGCCUCAGUGCAACACCGAGUCUAACUGGACCCACUGCCCCGGCGGGGACGCCUCGACACCCGACGUCUCUUGGGGGAAGCACCGGRGGCGGGGCCGCUGUACCACAGCCUCAUAGUAGUCCUGCCAGUGAAGUYCCAAGCCCUGCUGAGAUGGAGCCUGAUCGACCUAUCGGUUAUGGCGCAUUUGGUGUGGUCUGGUCAGUGACAGACCCUCGUGACGGGCGUAAGGUAGCCCUGAAGAAGAUGCCCAAUGUCUUCCAGAACCUAGUCUCCUGUAAGAGGGUCUUCAGAGAGCUGAGGAUGCUCUGCUUCUUCAAACACGACAACGUGUUGUCAGCGCUGGAUAUUCUGCAGCCUCCACAGAUCGACUGCUUCGAGGAAAUCUACGUGAUCACUGAGCUGAUGCAGAGUGACCUCCACAAAGUCAUCGUGUCUCCCCAGCCCCUCACCACCGACCACAUUAAGGUGUUCCUCUACCAGAUUCUCAGAGGGCUGAAGUACCUGCAUUCUGCUGGCAUCCUGCACAGGGACAUCAAACCUGGGAACCUGUUAGUCAACAGCAACUGCCUGCUCAAGAUCUGUGACUUUGGGCUGGCCCGUGUGGAGGAGCCGGACCAGUCUCGUCACAUGACCCAGGAGGUGGUGACUCAGUACUACCGGGCUCCUGAGGUGCUGAUGGGCAGCCGCCAUUAUGGCUCUGCCAUAGACGUCUGGUCGGUGGGCUGCAUCUUCGCUGAACUACUGGGUCGGCGCAUCCUGUUCCAGGCCCAGAGCCCCAUACAACAGUUGGAUCUGAUCACUGAUUUGCUGGGUACCCCUCCUCUCUCUGCCAUGGCAUCUGCCUGUGAGGGGGCAAGAGCUCACAUCCUGAGAGGACCUCACAAACCGCCGUCACUCUCUGUGUUAUACAUGCUGUCUGACGGGGCGACCCACGAGGCCGUGCACCUGUUGUGUCGUAUGCUGGUGUUUGAUCCGGCCAAACGGAUCUCGGGCAGCGACGCCCUCUCCCACCCCUACCUGGACGAGGGCCGUCUGCGCUACCACACGUGCAUGUGCCAGUGCUGCUACUCGGUGCCCAGCGGGCGUGUGUACACGCGGGACUUUGAACCGCCCGCCGACCGCAACUUCAGCCACAGCUACGAUAACAGCCUGCUCUCUGUCUGGCAGGGCAAAGAGCUCAUCCAUCACUUCAUAUCAGAGCACCAGCAGGGGAAACGAGUGCCGCUGUGCAUCAACCCCCAGAGUGCCGCCUUCAAGACCUUCAUCAGGUCUACUGCGUGGCAUUCCUCCAAAGUCUCCAGGAAGGAGGAGAGAUGAAGGGGAGUGUCGUUCAUGUACAAGAGGAAUCGUGGGAAAUUCAGUUUGAUAAAAAGAACAAGACUUGCUUUGGUCCAUAUAAUAGAGAUAGGCUUGGGUUUCUUUGGAUGAAGGGGAGGUGUGAAUGAAACCGUACGCCAGCCUCUCCGAGAGAAGAACAGUGUCUGUCAGGGGAAAUGCUCACUUACUAAAGACUACAUUUCCCUUCAAUGAAAACUACAGUUCAACUAUGAAAACUACUAUUGACACUGGUGAAGACUUGACGACACCAACGCUAUAGGCAUUUCUGAAAACUAAAAUGUGCUGCUGAAUUUAAAAAAAGGAAUAAAGAAAGAGCGAAGAGUGGCAGAAGAGGAAAAUUAUUGGAAACAUUUAUUACUAGAAGAGUUGUAGUUGGUUGUGUUGUGCUCCAACGUGGUUGAUGGCGGAGAGACAAAGGAAUAGCUGUUUUACUAUUUAUGUUGAAUAAUUGUUCUGCUCUGUUAAGUCAUUCCAGCCGCGUGCAAUAUGAUGAAAAGCAAUGUGCUCCUGGCGAUACCGUACUCUCUUACCUGUGCGCUCAGUGACUUAGGCAUGUUAAUGUCACAUUGAUGACCCUACCUUUUAUCAUUGAUUCUAUUGAUUUGGUUUGAUAGUUUCCCUGUACCCAUUCUCAAUAUCUUCGGUAAACUGGUCUUAGAUCUGCGCUACAAUGCAACCUCUGGCCUUGAGCGUCGCUCCGUGCUACUUGUGAGUCUUCCCUCCCAAUCUGCCCUUGUCCAUAAGACCAAACCAUUUCCAAGACAACAAAUUGACCGGGUUCUUUGAUUGGGUGGGGCCACAGCAGGGGAGGAGCUUCUGGAACUCGAGGUAGAUGGAGCCUCGCCCAUGUUUUUAAAAUCAUUAUUUUAUAUUUUAAUUUAUCGUUUGAUUUAGCUCCUUUGAGUGGCAGUUUGAGCUUGGGCACAUGUCGUGCCCAUGUACUGAGUAGUCAGCCAUUUAGGUGUGUGUGUGCUCACGUGUGUAGAGUUUAAGGGAAUGUGCAGUUUUCUACUUCAAUGAUCUCAUUACCUCAAACAGUUGGCGUCAAAAAGGGAACCCAGAGAGAGUCUACUGGGUAAAGUGUACAUAGACCCAACUCCACUACUACGUACUGUAACGUGAUGUCAUUACUUUGUACUAAAUCUCUGUCCUUAACCUCUCUCUGUCACUCCCCUCCUUUCUCCCUCUUGGAGAGAGAGAGGGAUGGAGGAUGAGGGACAGAUGGCAGGAAGAACAGCUUGUUGAAAUGUAUUGGUGAAAUGCUGCUGUGUUUUGGUUUUCCUUUAUUGGUUGUUGGUUUAUUUCCAGUUGAGUUCACGGCUCAGGUGUUCCAUUGCAAAUACUGUGGACCCGACCACACAAAUACACACAGAUAUUAUUCACCAAUAACAUUGUGCCUCAAUUUUUUUUUGCCCACAAAGAGGAACCGCAAAGCUCUGUGCGCUGAAGCUCUGACUGGAGCUAGUACUAACUAAAAUGAGGCUCCUGAAGACGCUGUACUGUGCUUGUUGGCAUUGCUGUCAUGGCAGUGGUCAGGCCCUUGUCCCGCCACUUGAUGGUGCUAUUGGCAGUGUAGGCUAGGGGGUGAUGGGGAUUGCCAAAAUGUUUCACUUAAACCUGCAUGUGUGUAUUUAUGAUUUAAAAAAA
Salvelinus sp. IW2-2015 is the source of this 4392-nucleotide messenger RNA. It is a transcript of the gene nlk1, whose product is annotated as nemo-like kinase, type 1. Lineage: Eukaryota; Metazoa; Chordata; Actinopteri; Salmoniformes; Salmonidae. Gene Ontology annotation, molecular function: MAP kinase activity; ATP binding. Gene Ontology annotation, biological process: protein phosphorylation; intracellular signal transduction. Gene Ontology annotation, cellular component: nucleus; cytoplasm. The record is from RefSeq and is a predicted model, not a curated record.